Cajanus cajan (pigeon pea) is the source of this 859-nucleotide messenger RNA. NCBI's taxonomy places the organism in Eukaryota, Viridiplantae, Streptophyta, Magnoliopsida, Fabales, Fabaceae. The record is from RefSeq and is a predicted model, not a curated record.
AGAGUAGGCGUUAAACAUUACAUUUACAUCUUUAUUUGCGUUUGCAUUGGGGAAGCCUGUAGGUGUUUUUGGAAGACUUUGGUGAAAGCUAUAGUCUCGCGGUUGUAAUUGCAGUUGCAGUUGCAAGCUGUAAUCAGAUUCCAAAUGAUCCACUUUGUACUUCUCAUUAGUCGCCAAGGGAAGGUGAGGCUGACAAAAUGGUACUCACCUUAUUCUCAAAAAGAAAGAAGUAAGGUAAUCCGCGAGCUCAGUGGAAUGAUUAUUUCCCGUGCUCCCAAGCAAUGUAAUUUUGUAGAAUGGCGAGGAUAUAAAGUUGUUUACAAAAGGUAUGCUAGUCUCUUUUUCUGCAUGUGUAUUGAUCAAGAUGACAAUGAAUUGGAAGUUCUUGAAAUAAUUCAUCAUUUUGUGGAGAUUCUUGACCGGUAUUUUGGCAGUGUCUGUGAACUGGACCUAAUAUUCAACUUUCACAAGGCCUACUAUAUACUAGAUGAAAUUCUAAUUGCUGGUGAGCUUCAAGAGUCCAGCAAGAAAACAGUUGCUCGAUUGAUAGCAGCACAGGAUUCAUUGGUGGAGACUGCAAAGGAGGAAGCGAGCUCAUUAAGUAAUAUAAUUUCACAAGCCACUAAGUGAGAAAGAAAAAUGUUAAUGUUUCUUGCAAAUAUAGUAUGUGGAUGUACCAUUUUUACUGUUAUAAAGUUGACUUUAUUGCAGUUGUCCUUCUCAUAUCAUGUUUGUGUAUGCCUGAAUUUUCCUAUUACUGAUGUUUAGUGGUGACAUUUUCCUAAGCCCUGAGAAUUACUUUUACUUUGUAUGCUGCUUUGAGACAGAAAUUCAAUAGUAUGCUUGUUAAUAUCCUUUA